AUGACAAGGGUCCGUUUGAAAGGAAAUGCUGCGCUCCGUUUAACGCCUGCCAUCGCGUGUCGUGCUCAACGUCUGUUGACGAGCCAAAGUGCCCAAGGUUUGAGUUUACGGGGCACCGUGGCCUUCACCCUGUGUCUGACCAAGGGGGGAAGGCGUUUUGCAGCGAAAGGACGAGCCGCCGCCGGGACCCCGCCGCGCAGGCCGGGCUGCCAAGAGGAGCCGAAGUGCACGCCACAUGGGUGCUGGGAUUCGCCAUAA
Messenger RNA from Mesocestoides corti, 258 nucleotides. Lineage: Eukaryota; Metazoa; Platyhelminthes; Cestoda; Cyclophyllidea; Mesocestoididae. The record is from the annotation of a GenBank genome assembly.